AUGUCAAGAUGUGGUAAACGAGCAAGUUUUUUUAGUACCGGAGAUUCUGUAGUGUCUGGAAAUAACGGGUUAAAAGAUCAAGUACAAGCUUUAAAAUGGGUUAAAAGAAAUAUAAAGUAUUUUGGAGGCGAUCCGGAAAAUAUUACAAUCAGUGGAAUGUCGGCUGGAGGUGCCAGUGUUCACUUUCAUAUGUUGUCACCAUUGUCUAGAGGACUAUUUCAAAAAGUAUUCUCGCAGAGUGGAACGGCGUUAUGCCCUUGGACAAUAGCUGAAAAUGUACCUGCUAAAUCAGCAGCUAUAGGCGCUUACUUAGGUUGUCCAUCUCAUCCGUCAAAAGAACUGGUCGAAUGUUUGAUUACCAGACCUGCUUUACACAUCGUAGAAGCAGUUAAAAUAUUUUUUCCAUUUUUGUACAACCCAUAUUCCCCUUUCGGACCGGUUGUAGAGUUACCCAGUGAAAAUGCUUUUAUAAGCGAAUUGCCCUAUCACAUUUUCGCUAAAGGUUUAGCGACAGAUGUACCGUGGCUGUCGAGUGUUGCCACUCACGAAGGUCUUUACCCGGGAUCUGAAUUCAUCAAUAACCCAAAGUUGUUGAAGUAUAUUGACGAAAAUUGGAACCAAGUCUUGCCACACAUAUUAGAUUACAAUUACACAAUAUCUCAAGAUAAAAUUGACAACGUGUCAGAGCUUAUAAGAAAAGAAUAUUUAGGCAGUAAAAAAUUGGUUAAAGGAAAUACAGAACAAUUUAUUCAGAUGAUUAGUGAUCGCCUGUUUGUAGUCGAUAUUAUAAAAGCUGUUAAAAUGCAUGCGCAACUUUAUAAAUCUCCGGUUUAUUUAUACCAAUUCGGAUACCGGGGUAGCCAUAGUCUUUCGGAACAUUUUGCAAAAUCAAAUGAAAAUUAUGGAGCUAGUCAUGCAGAUGAUACGGGCUACGCAUUACGAAACGUAUACUCAAACGUCGAAGACUCAGAAUUGGAUAAAUCAUUAAUACCAAUUGUGAUUAAUAUUUGGACAUCAUUUGCUUCUAAAGGAAUACCGUCAACUGGAAUUAGCUCUAUAAAUUGGACUCCUGUGAGCAAAGAUCCUAAUAAUUCAGCUGUAUCGUUUUUAAAAAUAUCUUCCCCUACCAAUAUUACUAUGGACGAAGUCCAGAACAUGGGAAGAACUAGCUUUUGGGAUUCGUUGGACUUUAACGAGAAUGAACAUUAUUCUUAUAAUAAAAAU
Molecule: messenger RNA, 1224 nt
Organism: Melanaphis sacchari
Lineage: Eukaryota; Metazoa; Arthropoda; Insecta; Hemiptera; Aphididae
Product: venom carboxylesterase-6-like
Exons: 8
Source: RefSeq, a predicted model, not a curated record